AUGCAAACAAAUUCAAGAUCUAAUCCAAACAUAAAACCAGUAUUUAGAUUGAAACAAUUUUUGAAUACUAUUGUUACACCUGAGUUUGGCAAAGAUAAUACAAAUAGAAUAAAGAAUUCAAUUGAAAGUUCAAGAUUUGCAUCAUAUCAUAAUAUCAGUAAUUCUGUUCGUAAGAAUAUCAUCAUAAAUCAAUAAUAUGUGUUACCCAGCAUCACUAAUCGAAAGUCUCUCAUCAUUGAACCUAAUCAAACUCCUACUAUUCUAAUUGAUCAUCUACAUUUGGAGUAAAACAUGAAAAAUAAUACUAAACAAAUUAAGAAACAUUUUAGAUAAUUAAAGAAUCUUAGUAUUGCUCAGAAUUCCAAUGAUAAUUUAAAUUCAACCAAUGAAGAAUUAUUAUUACUUUAAUCUAAUAAAAAUAGCCCAAAAAAAUACAAAACCUCUAAUAAAUAGGAUUAGCAAAAGUCAAGAAAGUAAAAAUUAAUUGACUUUUUGAAAGGUGAAAAUUAAGGCUUAUAAUUUACAUAAUUAUUACAAAAAAAAUAAUCAAAAUAGUAAACUCUAUUUCCUUCUUUCACAAUUAAAAAAUAUCAAGAACUCUAAUUUUGA
Molecule: messenger RNA, 609 nt
Organism: Paramecium octaurelia
Lineage: Eukaryota; Ciliophora; Oligohymenophorea; Peniculida; Parameciidae
Source: the annotation of a GenBank genome assembly